Capronia epimyces CBS 606.96 is the source of this 474-nucleotide messenger RNA. RefSeq lists its product as uncharacterized. The coding region runs from base 1 to 474 and encodes 157 amino acids. NCBI's taxonomy places the organism in Eukaryota, Fungi, Ascomycota, Eurotiomycetes, Chaetothyriales, Herpotrichiellaceae. The transcript has 3 exons. The record is from RefSeq and is a predicted model, not a curated record.
AUGUCCGGCCUUGACCUUGCCACCUCACAGACCGAGUGGCCGACGACUCCCGUGCCCGACGCAGUCAAGAAGUUCAUCGACGAGUUUUUCAUCGUCAUGGACAACAACACCCCGGACGCGGGCGAGAGGCUGGCAGCCGACUUCUUCACGCCCACUGCAAGCUUUACCAUAACAGGUGGAACAUAUGUGGGCACCGAAGAAAUCAAAAUCUCCCGCAUCGCAGCGUGGAAAGUGGUGACAUCCAGAGCCCACCGAUACCUCAAAGUCUACACCUGCAAAGAAGACGCUUCGGAUCUCUUGACGAUCGGACUGGCUGACAUGGGCCUCAUCAACGGCAAAACCCUACAAGGGAAUUUCAUCAGUCGAAUCGUCUUCGAGGAUGUGAAUGCGCCGUAUGGGGAGCUGAGAAUGAAGCUCUUUCAGGCCUGGGGGGACUCCGGCCCGCUCAUCAGAGCACUGCAGGAGGGACAGUGA